Messenger RNA from Moneuplotes crassus, 1281 nucleotides. The record is from the annotation of a GenBank genome assembly. NCBI's taxonomy places the organism in Eukaryota, Ciliophora, Spirotrichea, Euplotida, Euplotidae.
UUUAGUUAUGGAAGUAGCAGUAAAAAGACUCAGAAAUAUCUUCUGUCAUUUUGAUGUCAACAAGACUAUUCUAAUGCUGGAUAGCUCUAAAUUCGAUAACUCAAUCGGCCAUUUACUGGUUUAUCUAAUAUCAGCAGAGGCAUGGGGAGUUUAUAAAGAAGAAGACAAUUCAUGGAGGCUAGCCACCAAGACAUUGUCUGUGGACAGCCCAAACCUGGACAACUGUGAGAUGCUAGAUUCAGCAGAGGAGAAACCCCAGUUAAUAACUCAUAAAGCCUUCCUUCUUAAAAAGUACCCAUACGUGUGGUCUACAGAUAUUGCUGAUUUCGAGAAGAGACAAGAAAAGCAUCUUAAAAAUAAGAAGGACAGGGAAGUUGAGCUGUUUAACUUCUUUAAGGACGAAAAUAGUCAUGGAUGGCAGCUUAGAGACUACUACCAAAGUUUGAUUGAAAAGAUGGAGGUUACUCAAAAGCUGGACGAGGGACAUCUCUUGUAUCCCUAUUUGAACAAAUAUUACUCAAUUAUUCCGUCAUUUUUCAAAUUUUACUCUUACCUGUUAGAAGAGAACAGUAAAGAAGAUGCUAAAUUCAAAGGGAAACUUAUUUUUAGAACCUUUGGUAGUGACCAUAAGAUGAUCUACGAUGAACUGCUAGCAUUUUUGACUGGAAAUCACCCAUUUUUCACAAAUGAGUUUCCUAUUGAACACCCAACAGAUGGCACCUACUCAAAUUGUGGGAAUAUCUUGAGAUCUACCGAGGAACAGCUCGAUAUAGUGCUGAUUUCAGGCAUGUUCCCAAACAAGAAGCUUCUACAGGACUAUAGGAAGGAUUUAUUUAACAAAGAGACCACUGACGAAAUUCUGAAAGAAAGGCUUAUCAAGACAUUUGAAGAGAACAAGUUUAGUGAUUACAGCACUGAACAUUUGACUAUUCACAGAGGGAUUGAAGCUAUCUCCAAAUAUUUCAGCACAAACCAGGAUACCUUCAUGUGUGUCCAGGACGAUUAUGAAAGUUGGCAUUUUCAUGAUGAAAAGACCUUUUUCGGGAAACCAUUGAUCGUGGAUGACGAAAACCUUAAUUUGUUCUUUGAUGAUCACUGCUAUUACGAAGAUGAGUGCAUUGUGAAUGUCCUUAACGCUGAAAAUUGUGAAAUGGUCCCGUACAAAGACCAUAUCAACAAGUACACAGUGAGAGUUGAACCCCUUAAGGCGAUUGAAGACGAGGAUUACUUCCUAAACACAUUCAAAGAACUGCUCAAAUUUCAUAAAGUUUUGGAAUAAUC